Messenger RNA from Phalaenopsis equestris, 714 nucleotides. RefSeq lists its product as uncharacterized. The record is from RefSeq and is a predicted model, not a curated record. The transcript has 3 exons. Lineage: Eukaryota; Viridiplantae; Streptophyta; Magnoliopsida; Asparagales; Orchidaceae. The coding region runs from base 1 to 714 and encodes 237 amino acids.
AUGAACACGUUUAAUGAUAAUAUCCACAAUGCUGGUUUGUUUGAUUUUGGUUUCAAGGGACCUGCUCAUACUUGUAAGAGGGCUAAAAUUUGGGAAAGACUUGAUAGAGUAUUGGUCAAUGAUAGCUGGUAUAACCAUUUCCUCCUCACUUUUGUCACUCAUCUCAGCCUUGCUGGUUCUGACCACAGACCAACACUUAUUAGCAUCACCUCCUCAGAUAAUACAUCUUCCCCUCCCCCUUUUAGAUAUCUAAACAUGUGGUCUUCCCACUCUUCUUACAACUCCUACAUUGUUAACCUUUGGAAUGAUAUUUCACAUACUGACCCCUUCAUUAAACUCAGUUUGCUACAAAUCAAAACUGCCAAUGCCCUUAGGAAAUGGAGUUGGGGGGCAUUUGGAAAUGCCCUUACUAAAGUGCAAGAGCUAGAAGAGGAAAAAGCAGCUAUGAACAUCUUCACUGAUGGGGACAGAAACACCAAAUUUUACCAUGCUUAUAUCAAAUACCAAAGGAAAUAUCAUAAUCACAAAAUCCCUUUUGAUCCAAAUUAUUUCUCUGCUGAACUGAAAUACACUGCUAACCUAAAACUUACUGAAAUUCCUGAUGAAGAGGAGAUAUGGGAGGCUAUGAAUUCUAUUGAUAGCAACAAAGCAGCUGGCCCUGAUGGAUUCACUGCUGAGUUCUAUAAAAAAUCUUGGGACAUUAUUAAUCCUUAG